AUGAGCGACUCUUUCGGCUACCACCCACCGAUCGACACAUCGGGUCAAACACCUUCGAGCUCAGCAGGUACACCUAACAGCCGAGGCACCAAGCGCAAAGAUUCCGACAUGGAACCUGCCAUGAAGAACGAUUCCAGCCCGCAUCUGACAUCUCAUAUUACCCAUGAUAGCCCGCUCAACUAUGCUAGCGAUGCACCCAAUGGUAAAGACGCUUCUGCUACUGGCAAGUCUACACCCAACUCCGCUGAAAAGCCUUCGGGAAAGCGCAUCAAGACAGCGCGUGCCUGCGAUUCGUGUCGUCGCAAGAAGAUCCGCUGUGAUGUUAUCGAUGAUGGCGGUCCACCCGCUGGUUCCAUCAACAAUGGAAACGGCGGUUUGGUUUGCGCCCACUGUCGCCAGUAUGGCUUCGAGUGCACCUUCUUCCUUCCCAUCACAGAGACACGCUUCAAGAAGAAGUACCAGAGGGAGGCCGAAGAGGCAGCCGUUGCAGCCGCUUCUGGCGUCAGUAGCAUGAUGCCCGGUGUAGUACCGAUGCAUGCUGGCGGAUACGCUGUCGGACAUCCCGCUUAUCCGGGCGGAAUGGUCACACAGCCGUACAUGGGUGCUCUUCAUAACCCGGCUGGUUUCCAUGCUAUGCAACAAUUCGCACCCAAUCAGCAAGCAUGGCCUAUCCCUGGCUUGCCGCAUCAUGUACAGAGCUCCCAAAGAGGCGCUCAGUCCCAAGCUGGCACUCAGUUGCAACAAUCGCAGCGAAGGAGUCCAUCGCGCACACCGCCUCCUGACACUCGUGUGCUAGGACCCACUUCGAUCGCCUACAUUGUUCACUCUACCGCUUUCAUCCCAGGCGCCGCCAUUGAAGCUCACGACAUCAAGCACAACCAGACCUUCGAAGUCGGUGCAAGUGGCGAUGGUAUCAUCCGCUUUCACCGAGCACGCAGAGACGCUGGCGCCUCUGAAGCUGGCAAAGACGGUGUCGGUCUCGCUGAUCCCGACGAAAAAGAAGUGACGCGCAUCCCUGGAUCUAUCAAGGGUCGUCUCGCAGGAGAUGUAGCAGAAAAGCUGGCCAACACCUACUUCGAGAAGAUUGCAACACUCUUCCCUGUCGUCACAAAGUCCGAGUUUCUUCAUCUCUCGCCAACACCACCUUUGUUGCUCUAUGCCAUAUGCGGUGUAUCGGCACUGAGCCGAGAUGUGCCGAAGGAGGUCCUUGGCGCCGUAAAGAUGACGAUCACCGCGCUCUUCCGCGAGAACGAUUUCCUCUCCUCGUCCAACUCUGUUACUGUUCGCGCUUUGCUGGUCAUGUCAUUGCACGCUGAUCUGCACGGACCUGCUGCUUUGCAAAGCGGUACACGAUGCUGGAACCGUACUGGUGCUGCCAUCCGCAUGGCGCAGGAUCUUGGUCUGCAUCGUGAUGCCAGCGGCAAGGACGACUUCUCCCAAGAUGCAUUCUUUCUCGAGCAGAAGCGCCGUAUCUGGGGAUGCUGUGUGACAGCCGAUCGACUUCAGAGUAUCUCGCUCGGUCAUCCCAUGAUGAUUGAUUUGACCGACUGCGACGUACGCCUGCCCUCGCCUUACGAGAUCCUUCGAUCGUCCCAUGACUUACCCUCUGAUCCUGCCACCAAACGACCUUUCGCAUACAACACCGAAAUGCUCAAGCUCACUAUUCUCUUCGGUCGAGUCAUGAAAACCAUCUACAGCCCGACCGGUCUCAUGAACGCCACGGACGAGGAGAUCUUGAGCUUGCUUCGAGACAUCGAUGCUUGGAAAGCAGCGCUGCCCGAAGAACUCAUCUUCAAAGGCGCCGACUCGAAUGCACCAGCAGGUAUCUUGCACGUCGGCUAUGCGUGCUUGAUGAUGCUCUUCUUCCGCGUAUUCAUGCGUAUCUCGUACAUUUGCCCGAUGCAUCUCAAGUUCAGUCUGACAAUCGAGAGGAUGAGCUCUCUCAUCCAGUACUCGACCGAAGCCAUCUCAUGGGUCGACAAGAAUGACUUCUACCUCGACACGAUGCAGAUCGUCUCCUAUUGCCUCGUCUCGUGCGCGACUGUUCAGUAUCACGCUUUCAUUCGUCGUGGAGACCAGAACGCACAGGAUCAGCUCAAGAAGCUCAACAACAUCUUCGGUCGCUACCGCCGCGAGAACCACGAUGCAGAUGACGUCGGCAUGCGCGGCAAGGCUGCGAGUGUCAUCUCGUUACUUUGCGAUAGCGCUGUUGGUGUCUAUGCCAACACACCUUCGAGUGGAACACUCAACCCGACUGCUGGUGUUACCAACCGCAAGUCUCGAGAGAAUGUACGCGGGAUAGUCUUCAAGUCGGAUGCCUCGAGACCGGGUGGCGGUGUCUACGUUGCUGCCGAGCAAAGGUUGGUCUUGCGUGACUUGCCAAAGGGUACGAUUAUCAUGCAGGAGAACCAGGAUGGCCGUCGCAUUCCAGCGUUGGUGCGGACUGGAAACGACCAGAACGGAGGCUGGCAGACUUACGACCAGUAUCGAGCCGCUUUGGGCUUGUCCAUCAACAAGGACGCUCCAGAUGGCUUUGCAGCAACUUUUGCAAAUGGCGGCUUUGCAAUGCUCAACUCGGUCAGCACAUCCGCAGUGCCAUCGCAUUCUGGCGCGGAUGCAUCCGCAUCGACUGCAGCAGUUUCUCAGCCAACUGGCUCGUCGACGCUGACGAGCGCUGUUCCACCCUAUGCCAAGUCUGCUCCUACUGACACUAGUGACAUGACAUCUAGCGAUGGUCCUGGCGCCGACGCAUUGCUCAACCUCACGCAUCUUGGUGGCGACGUCUAUCAAGACGCCGAAGGUCGACCUGUCACACGCUCGGGCACACGACUCUUGACAAUGGUCCCAAUCGUACUGGACGCCAUGGGCGCGAGCAACUCUUUCCUCGACCCCAACCUCUUCGGAGCCAUCUCCCAGUCUGGAUCCAAGUCCGACAUCUCAGCAACCGGCUCUGGCAAGAACACCAACUACUUCAGCAACAUGACCAACCUCGGUUUCAGUUCAUCAGGCACGCAGCUUUCCGUGGCCAAGAACGCCAUCUCCCCCGCCAGUCCCAACUUCAACUUCAACCCUCAUCUCAACAACGCUUAUUGGGCUCCAGCAGACGUCUUCGACCCAAGCAGCAAUCUCAACUCAGAUAGUGCUGGGGGAGCUGGCGGGACUGCAGGCUCGAACGGCAAUGCUUCAGCUGCAAAUGAUGCAGCCGGGUUGUUCGGGUCUAGGAUGGACGCGAGUAUGUUAGAUGGCAUCCCUGGGGCUCCGUUGGAUUUUGCUAACUGGGAUGCAUAUUUCAGUGACAUGAAUCAGGGAUCUGGCGAUGGAAGCGGGAACAAUCAGCAGUCGAUGAGUGGACAGAGUGGGCUUAGCUCGCAACAGCAGCAGAGCAAUGGUGAGCGAGGUAACUUUGCAAGCACUGCUUUUGAAAUCGAAGCUCAGAUGAUGGAUGCUGGUCGGUUCUAA
This is a messenger RNA of Ustilago hordei, 3459 nucleotides long. RefSeq names its product related to ASG1 - activator of stress genes. The transcript has a single exon. Bases 1 to 3459 code for a protein of 1152 amino acids. Gene Ontology annotation, cellular component: nucleus. Gene Ontology annotation, molecular function: DNA binding; zinc ion binding; DNA-binding transcription factor activity, RNA polymerase II-specific. NCBI's taxonomy places the organism in Eukaryota, Fungi, Basidiomycota, Ustilaginomycetes, Ustilaginales, Ustilaginaceae. Gene Ontology annotation, biological process: DNA-templated transcription. The record is from RefSeq and is a predicted model, not a curated record.